ACGACGACGCCAGCAGGAGCCUCGCAUUCGACAGCAGACCUACUCCCGCACAGACGACGAGCAGCCGCGAGACGCAAGGCCGCCGCCGAAUCCUCCCCUUCGGGGGCUGCAUCAUCACCAACACCUCCAACACCACCACCACCACCCGGAGGCUCAUCGCCACCACCGGAUGCCAACGAUGUCCUCCCCACACAAGACGCCUCGUCGUCCCUCACGACCGCCGCCGCGAAGCAGAGCAGCAACUCGAUCCGGCGGCAGCUCUCGCUGUUCAUGGCCCUCUCGAAGCCGCGCCUGACGGUGCUCGUCGUGCUCACCUCGUCGGCGACGUACGCGCUCUACCCGGUGCCGGCCUUCCUCUCGCCCGCGAUCGGCCUCGCCGACACGCCCUCGCUGUCCCCGCUGACGCUCCUCUUCCUGACCACGGGCACGGCGCUGUGCUCGGCCAGCGCCAACGCGCUCAACAUGCUCUACGAGCCCGACACGGACUCGAAAAUGUCGCGCACCCGCAACCGGCCCUUGGUCCGGGGCCUGCUCUCGACCCGCCGCGCCUGGCUCUUCGCGGCCGCCGCGGGCGUCGCGGGCGUCGGCGCGCUCUGGUUCGGCGUCAACCCGACCGUCGCGUUCCUCGGCUUCGCCAACAUUGCCAUCUACGCGGGGAUGUACACGCCCAUGAAACGCCUGUCCUGGCUAAACACCUGGGUGGGCGCCGUGGUCGGCGGGAUCCCACCCCUGAUGGGCUGGGCCGCGGCCGCAGGCGAGUCCGCCACGGGCGACGGUUCCUUCCGGGAGCUGCUCUUCACGGCCGACGCCGCGGGCGGGUGGCUCAUGGCGGCCCUGCUGUUCGCCUGGCAGUUCCCGCACUUCAUGGCGCUCUCGUGGCCCAUCCGCGACGAGUACAAGGCCGCGGGCCACCAGAUGCUCGCGUGGAUCGACCCGGCGCGCAACGCCCGCGUCGCCCUGCGCUACAGCAUCGCCUUCCUACCCAUCUGCAUCGGCCUGUGCGCGGUGGGGGUCACAGAGUGGUCCUUUGCGGUCACGAGCCUGCCCGUGAACGCGUGGCUCAUCCGCGAGGCAGUCCAGUUCUGGAAGUACGAGGGCCAUAAAGGUAGCGCGAGGGGUCUGUUCUGGGCUAGCGUCUGGCAUUUGCCUGUGCUCAUGGUGCUCGCGCUCGCGCAGAAGAAGGGCAUGUGGGGCCGCGUGUGGAGGAGUGUGGUGGGCGAGCCGGAGCUUGAUGAGGAUGAUGAGUGGGAAUACGAGGACGAUGAU
Microdochium trichocladiopsis is the source of this 1266-nucleotide messenger RNA. RefSeq names its product UbiA prenyltransferase family-domain-containing protein. Gene Ontology annotation, biological process: heme biosynthetic process. The record is from RefSeq and is a predicted model, not a curated record. NCBI's taxonomy places the organism in Eukaryota, Fungi, Ascomycota, Sordariomycetes, Xylariales, Microdochiaceae. The transcript has a single exon. The annotation marks the transcript as partial. Gene Ontology annotation, cellular component: mitochondrion; mitochondrial membrane. Gene Ontology annotation, molecular function: protoheme IX farnesyltransferase activity.